This is a messenger RNA of Harpia harpyja (harpy eagle), 2655 nucleotides long. RefSeq names its product solute carrier family 7 member 6 (gene SLC7A6). Gene Ontology annotation, biological process: amino acid transmembrane transport. NCBI's taxonomy places the organism in Eukaryota, Metazoa, Chordata, Aves, Accipitriformes, Accipitridae. Gene Ontology annotation, molecular function: L-amino acid transmembrane transporter activity. The record is from RefSeq and is a predicted model, not a curated record. Bases 568 to 2109 code for a protein of 513 amino acids. Gene Ontology annotation, cellular component: membrane. The transcript is spliced from 10 exons.
CUUCCCCCUGCUAGAUCAGCUGCUUUAUUCUAAUUGACCCAGACUUUUAAAUUUUUCUGUUCUAUAGUAAAUGCCUGAAGUGUACACAGAGGGUUUAAUGAGGGGCAGGGCAAAUGAAUGGUAGUGCAUUCUGGUAAUUAUGUAGGGCCUAUUCUUUGUGCAGCUGAUAACCUGGUAAUCAAAGGUACAUUUGCAAUUUAAGCUGGUUUCCAUACAAGACUGUUCCUUGAAUAGAUUAUUUCUUUCUUGAACUUAUAUAAAAUGGGCCUUAUUUAGAAUUACUGCUAAUUACCAGUAUAUUCGUGUGCUGAUAAAUUUUUUUAGCCGUAACUUGCUUUUGGAAGGCGUGGGAGAAUUUCCUGGAGGCUUGAGAAGAAGGUGAUUCUUUUCCAAAUGGUCAAUUCUGAAGCAGAGGAAAAUGUUUAUUUCAUUUCUAUGUUCUUAGGUACUGUUAAAUACAGUUGCUAAUGGAAUAAUUUGGAUUGAAAGUACUGUGGGUUUUUUCACGUACAGCCUACACUCUCAGAUUGUGAUUUGGAGUCUUGGAGAAUUCAGAGUCUUUCCACAAUGGGAGAAAGGACAGAUUGUACGAAGUCACAUAGUUCACUGGCUGAAUACAGCCCCGUCAGUAAAUCAGACAGGACAGAUCCAAGUGACAGCUGUGAAAUGCAGGAUGGAAACCAAAAUACAAUGCAACUGAAGAAAGAAAUAUCUUUGAUAAAUGGGAUAAGCCUUAUAGUAGGCAACAUGAUUGGUUCAGGUAUCUUUGUCUCUCCCAAAGGAGUUCUCAUCUACAGCAAAUCUUAUGGAUUGUCUCUAAUAAUUUGGGCAAUCGGAGGGAUUUUUUCAGUCUUUGGAGCUCUCUGCUAUGCUGAACUUGGAACCACUAUUACAAAGUCAGGAGCCAGCUACGCGUAUAUCUUGGAGUCUUUUGGGAGCUUCAUUGCUUUUAUUCGUUUGUGGACCUCACUCCUAAUUGUUGAGCCAACUAGUCAGGCGAUUAUCGCUAUCACCUUUGCUAACUAUAUAGUUCAACCUUUCUUCCCUUCUUGUGAUCCUCCAUAUUUGGCUUGCCGUCUCAUAGCAGCUGCUUGUGAAUGUCUUCUAACAUUUAUAAAUUGUGCCUACGUUAAAUGGGGAACAAGGGUGCAGGAUAUAUUUACUUAUGCUAAAGUUACUGCUCUUAUUGUCAUCAUCGUAACUGGACUUGUUAAAAUAUGCCAGGGACAUUCAUCGCACUUUGAGAACUCUUUUGAGGGAUCCUCUUUUGAUAUCGGAGACAUUUCCCUUGCUCUCUAUUCUGCCUUGUUCUCUUACUCUGGUUGGGAUACGCUCAAUUUUGUAACAGAAGAGAUCAAAAACCCAGAAAGGAACUUGCCACUGGCUAUUGCAGUGUCUAUGCCAAUUGUGACUGUUAUCUAUAUUAUGACCAAUAUAGCUUACUAUACAGUGCUGGAUGUCGAAGCCGUUCUUUCUAGUGAUGCUGUGGCAGUGACGUUUGCUGACCAGGUAUUUGGUAUCUUCAGCUGGACAAUUCCCAUUGCUGUAGCCUUUUCUUGUUUUGGUGGACUUAAUGCUUCAAUUCUAGCAUCAUCAAGGCUAUUUUUUGUAGGAUCUCGAGAAGGUCACCUUCCUGAUCUGUUGUCUAUGAUCCACAUAGGGAGGUUCACACCUGUGCCAGCACUGCUCUUCAAUUGUGCUAUGACCCUUAUUUACCUGGCUGUGGAAGAUGUCUUCAAGCUUAUUAAUUACUUCAGUUUCAGUUACUGGUUUUUUGUUGGUCUGUCUAUUGCUGGGCAAUUAUAUCUGCGUUGGAAGGAACCAGAUCGACCCAGGCCUCUUAAGCUAAGUUUGGCUUUCCCAAUAAUAUUCUGUAUAUGUACAGUAUUUCUGGUGGUAGUGCCACUCUAUAGUGACACUAUAAAUUCAUUGAUUGGAAUUGCCAUUGCUUUAUCUGGAAUUCCAGUCUUUUUCUUGGGAGUCUAUUUACCUGCAUCAAGGAGACCUCAGUUUAUCAACAAGAUUUUGGGUGCAGUCACACGAAACAUGCAGCUGCUCUGUUACUGUGUUUUAACAGAGAUGGACACAAAUGAAGAAAAGAAGUUAUAAAUCAAAUCCAACUAAAUUUCAAAGCCAUUACAAGAAACAGGAGGGAGGAUAAAGCAAUUAUGACAAAAGGGAAGAGAUGGAACUGGAAAAAACAAGAAAACGGUUUCCAGUGGUCUUUCAGAAACACUGAGAACGUAUUUACUUGCAGUUGGAUUCCCAUGUAGAUUGUGCCCUCGCAUCACCCUCCUAAACUGUGGCAUAUUUUCAGGGCAUGUUGUCAUUGGAUAAUGAUUACCUACUCAUUUCAGGCACGCAAGCUAUGCGUCAAUACUGUUCCUUCUUCAGAAUUGGUAUUAAAAUGGUAAGAGCUAAUGGAUCAAAUUAGAUUUCUGCAGAACCAGGCGGUGAAGUAAUGCAUUUUUAAGUUAGACUGAAAACCAUUUUGACUCAAAAGACCAAAAGUCAUUUCCAGCUUAAUUCUGAUGGAUGUUUGCAUGAAAUGAUUUGCUGUGCUAUCUCAGUUCUUAUCCCAGAAGACAACUGGUCACAACGAACUACCUAAUUUGUCAUUAUUAGCAGAAAAAUGAAUAAAGGUGUGCUACAUUA